Messenger RNA from Homarus americanus (American lobster), 2691 nucleotides. RefSeq names its product ATPase family AAA domain-containing protein 3-like (gene bor). Lineage: Eukaryota; Metazoa; Arthropoda; Malacostraca; Decapoda; Nephropidae. Gene Ontology annotation, biological process: mitochondrion organization. Gene Ontology annotation, cellular component: mitochondrion. The transcript is spliced from 14 exons. Gene Ontology annotation, molecular function: ATP binding; zinc ion binding; ATP hydrolysis activity. The coding region runs from base 142 to 1986 and encodes 614 amino acids. The record is from RefSeq and is a predicted model, not a curated record.
UGCGGGCGGCGACUGUCUCCUGCCCCACCACAUGUGCGGUACAAGAGCGUCUGCUACUGGACCACAACACUGGGCCCCUGUCUACCAUUGUACUCUGCUAUACUACUUUUCCUCUGUUUCAUCAAACAAUUAACAUUAAAGAUGUCAUGGCUAUUUGGUAUGAACCAGCGACCGCAAGACUUCUCACAAUUUGUACCUCCACCGACUGCUGUGGGUGGAGGGGGUGCAGAUGGACCUGGAGACUCUGAUAGUGGCAAGGGCAAGAAUGGUCCUAUGGAAGCCUAUCGUUUUGACUCAGCUGCUCUAGAACGUGCUGCCAAAGCUGCUAAGGAUCUAGAAUCUUCCAAGUAUGCUAAGGAUGCUCUUGAACUAACAAAAAUGCAGGAAGUAACAAAACAGAAGGAACUAUUAGAAGCUGCGAAGGAAAUAGAGUUACGAAUAGAAGGAGCAAAGGCGGAAGGAAAACGAAUUGAACAGGAAGAGAGGCGGAAAACACUGCAAGAACAGUCUAAAUUGGAUCAUCAGAAAGCACAAUACCAAGACCAGCUUGCUCGCAAACGGUAUGAUGACCAGUUGGUCCAGCAGCAGAGGGUGAAUGAUGAAAACAUAAAGAGGCAAGAAGAAUCUGUAGCCAAACAAGAAGCCAUGAGGAAAGCCACCGUUGAACAUGAACUUGAACAGCGGCAUAAGUAUGACAUGAAGCGUUUGGAAGCAGAGAUGGGAAGCAGAGCAAAGAUAGAACGAGAAAACCAAGACUUAACACUCGAACAAAUACGAGUACGUGCAGCUGAGGAUCGGGAAACUACCUUGAAAUCAUUGAUAGAAAAGCGAGAAACUGUCCUGUCAUCUAUAAAAACAGCGGGUACAGCAAUUGGAACUGGCUUAAAUGCCUUCUUGAGUGAGCCAGCCAAGAUUCAGGCAGCAGUUGGGGGAUUAGUUGCUCUUACUGCAGGAUAUUUUGCUGCCAAAGGCUCAUUAGGCAUUAUAUUUAGAUUUGUGGAAGCCAGACUAGCAAAACCUUCUCUGGUUCGUGAGACAUCAAGAUUUAGUCCAUUUGAAGCUUUACGUCAUCCAGUACAAACUAUAAAGAAAAUUCAAAAGAAACCUGAAGAUAUUUUAGAGGGUGUUGUUCUUAAUCCUCGUGUUGAAGAAAGAGUGAGAGACAUUGCCAUAGCGACCAAAAAUACCAAGUACAAUAGAGGCAUGUACCGUAACAUCCUCCUUCAUGGACCACCAGGCACAGGCAAGACCCUCUUUGCCAAGAAACUUGCAAUGCACUCAGGUAUGGACUAUGCUAUAAUGACUGGAGGAGAUAUUGCACUGCUCGGCAGAGAAUCAGUUGGUGCUAUUCACAAGGUAUUUGAUUGGGCAGUAACAUCACGUAAAGGUCUCGUUCUCUUCAUUGAUGAAGCAGAAGGAUUUUUACGCAAACGCCAUGAAAAUAUCAGUGAGGAAUUGCGCAUGGCGAUUAGUGCAUUCCUCUAUCGAACAGGCACCCAAACUGACAAGUUUAUGAUGGUAUUGGCUUCUAACACUCCAGAGGUGCUUGAUUUUGCUGUGGUUGAUCGAGUUCAUGAACCUGUGGAAUUUCCUCUGCCUACCAUGGCAGAGCGAGAACGCCUGGUCAGACUGUAUUUUGAAAAAUAUAUACUAUUACCAGCUUCUGAAGGAAAAAGGAGAUUAAAAGUAGCAGAGUUUGACUACAGUAAAGCUUGCACCACUGUAGCCCAAAUUACUAAGGGUAUGUCUGGCAGAGAGAUCACUAACUUGGCCCUGGACUGGCAGAUGACAACCUAUGCAUCCCUUGAAGGUGUUUUCACAGACGAUAUUAUGCUGCGUCGAGCAAAUGCAGCCGUACAACAUAAGAAACACAAGGUUUCAUGGCGGAGUUCCCAUGAGGAUAAAAAAACAAUGUUCAGCGCUGCUGUCAUAGCUGCUGUAGAAGAAGCAUCUGCUCCUCCAGAAAAAUCUGAAACUGUUAGUUGAGAGAGAGAUGGUAGCCUAGAAAUAAAGUUACCAUUUGUAGAAACUUAAAAUUUUAUUUUGUAUUAUUAUUAUUUGAGUAUUAAACACAUUGUUGUACAGCACUUGAAUUAUUGCCAGCAGGAAUUAGUUAAAUUGAUACAGAUAUUGUAACUAAUACACUUGAGUAUCCGGAAUUCUAUAACCAAUUGUUGGAAAUAACAAAAUUUUGGAAGUAUUUUAAAACUCAAAAUUCCCUCCAAAACUCAUCAGCUGACCUAGCCUAAAUCGGUCAGCUGGUGGUAUGCUUGUACUACCUCCAUUACUUUUUAGUUGCUCAUCAAGCAUUGUGGAUUCUAACCAGGUGUUCUAUCCUUAAAAUGUAUCAGAACAAACACAGAAGUGAUGAUACUGGGUGCAGUAGUGGAUAUACACACACAGAGUAAACCCUCGAAAAUGGUGUGUUGGGCAAACUUAACUUCCUAUGGGGAAAAUGGGGUGGCGAAUUGUGGCCGUUUAUUUUCUCUAUCACAUGAAAUGCAUACCUUUUAAACAUUUACAUAAUGCACAAUUAUGAUAAUAAUAGAGCUAACAUACAAUAAACAAUUAAACAUAUUAAUGAUAAGCAUUAUAAAAUCAUAUUACUGUACUCACCAAUCCAUGGUUAGAUGAUUGUCGUGUAACUAUGAUGACGAUAUCCAAACAUACAAUAGUUUUCCUUUUUUUUUU